Molecule: messenger RNA, 402 nt
Organism: Toxoplasma gondii ME49
Lineage: Eukaryota; Apicomplexa; Conoidasida; Eucoccidiorida; Sarcocystidae
Exons: 2
Coding region: 1-402 (133 amino acids)
Source: RefSeq, a predicted model, not a curated record
AUGCCGAGACAAGAAAGGAGGAAGUCACAGAAAAGCUGUUCUACGUGCCGGAGGAGGAUCAACACCAUGCGAGGCAGCCUUUCCCAUACAAGACCAGCACGAAGCGUCUGGGAAAUCGCGUUCCUAGAUACGGAGGAGGAAAUCGAGGAAAAAGAGGGACAUCUGGCUCUCCGUUGCCCGCGACGGAACGGCGUCUCGGUUUCCUCUUCGUCUUCACCAGAUGAUGACGAUAACGUGGACGAAAUAUAUGUCCUUCGCUCGGGAGAAAAGUUCGUUUUCCUGCCCCCCCAGACUACCUCUCUGAUAUCAGCAGAAGAUGAAAAGGACGACAGCAUCGAGUUGGUUCCACGAGUAGCCCAUCCGCGUUUCUCUUUCCUCCCCUUUGCCUCUGCUGGAGCUUGA